CGCAGCAGGAGGAGGCCGUUGCAGUGGUCCCUGACCGCGUAGGACCGGUACGCUCCGGGGAAGCCGUCGGGGGGCAGGUAGCCGGCGAGCUUGCCGGAGACGGGCGCGGGGCGGGAGAAGAACUCGGUGUGGGAGAGGUCGGGGUAGUUCACGAGGAGCGCGUCCAGCGACCGCGGGAGGACGGCGUCGACGGCGGCGCGCAGAAGGCGGCGGGCCAGUCCCUGCAGACGCACCUGGACACGGCGAGGCCGCGGGGCGGGAGGCGGCGGAGGACGUCCGCGAGGACGUCGCGCGGCAGCCGAUGCGGCCCCGGCUCGUCGUCCUCCUGCUGCUCCAUGCCGUCUCUCUCCUUCGAAUUCGCGUGAAUCAUUUGCUUCAUUCAGAUGUGCAAAUACUGAUAACUGAGCUGCUACUGACAGACAAGACGAUGGCAGUUCGAAAGCAGCAGUAGUGUGUAGAGAACAGCAAUCUUAAGAACACCCUACUCUAGUCUGGAGGUUUGUUGCCCAGCUUAAUUUGCAGAACACACUUGUAUAACUACUCUAAAAAGAAAAAGAAAAUGCUCCUAAAUUAAUUGUUGCUUCCAGGCAGCUCUUCGAUCCAUCAAGGUGUGUAACAGAAAGACGUGUCCAUCUCUGCAUGCCGAUGGAACGUUUGAAAAAAAAAUCCUUGGGCUAUAAAUUCACCAGUAUACUGAAAUUUUCGAGCUACUCAAAUGGCACGCAGGUCCUCCACCCAUUCCACUACUCAUCAAGAAGACAACCUCUCUGUCGUAACAAUGCUACUGCUCAGAAACCAUACCUGCGCCGUCGAGAGCGUCACUUUCGCAAACGGAAUCUUGCAACCCCGGGCCGCUGCAACCAUGAUGACGUGUACCGCCGGCCACAAUCGUUUGGCGGCCCAUGGUCUCUGAAUGCUCUCGAGUCAACACCAUGGACUGGUCAAGCCCGCCGGCUCGUCCAAGUCCGGCACUCUACAUAUACCUGCCGGUAACAUGACGGCCUACUCGAGCUCGAGGUGUUGAUCGCGGCGACGAAGACGACGGGCAUGGAGCUCCAGCAGGGAGGAUCCCCAGCGGCGGAGCCCGACGAGGUCGUCGUCACCCUCCGCGAGUUCACGCCGUCGGACGCGGACGCCGAGGCGCUCAUGUCGUGGGCGUCGGACCCGCUCGUAGCCCGCUUCCAGCGCCGCGACGCCUACGAGCACGUGGACCAGGCCCGCCGCUACAUCGCCGACCACGUCCUCCCGCACCCGUGGUACCGCGCCAUCUGCGCCGGCGCCGUGGUGGUGGGGUCCGUCUCCGUAAAGCCGGCGCCGGCCGAGGACGGGCGCCUCUUCAGGGCGUCCGUUGGGUACCGCGUGGCGCGCGCGCACUGGGGCCGCGGCGUGGCGACGCGCGCGGUGCGGGCGGCGGCGGAGGCCGUGUUCGCGGCGUGGCCGUGGCUGCUGCGCCUGGAGGCCGUGGCCGACGUGGAGAACCCGGCGUCGCAGCGCGUGCUGGAGAAGGCCGGGUUCGUCAGGGAGGGGACGCUGAGGAAGUACAUCGUGCUCAAGGGAAGGCCCAGGGACAUGGUCAUGUUCAGCCUCGUCGAUACGGACCGUCGCCGCCAGCCCGUGGAGUCCAGUGGGCCGUAGCUGGGCUGCGAUGUUUCUGCUCUGCUCUCUACCUGGGCUUUCCUCUG
Messenger RNA from Setaria italica (foxtail millet), 1682 nucleotides. RefSeq lists its product as uncharacterized. The coding region runs from base 1048 to 1635 and encodes 195 amino acids. The transcript has a single exon. The record is from RefSeq and is a predicted model, not a curated record. Gene Ontology annotation, molecular function: acyltransferase activity, transferring groups other than amino-acyl groups. NCBI's taxonomy places the organism in Eukaryota, Viridiplantae, Streptophyta, Magnoliopsida, Poales, Poaceae.